GGGUUUCUGUAGUUGUGGUUCGUGCAUAUCUGCGUCCAUGUGUUAACUUGAGUUUUGCAACAAAUAGCUAGUGAGUUAUUACCGUUGUCAUACAGUAAAUAUCCAUAAUCAUCAAAUACAGCUAUAUUUUAAGUUGUCAACUUGGGAAAGUGCGCCGCAGAUAAGGACUGAGAAGUGCCCUAUGCUGAUCAUCACUGCUCGGCUACUCCCCCUCUUAACUGUACCCUUCACCCACCAGAGGAUUCUAAGGACAGUUGGCAGUGUUGCCUACAGGGGACUGAGAACCAUGGAGCCCCUCAGGGCCCCUCAGGAUCCACAAGUUAACACAACCCUGUCCGGGGUAGACACCAAGCCUCAGCCCCCUACUUCUGGAGCCCCAAUGGAGGGCUUGAACCCAAGUCCAGCUGCCUCAACACCUGACCAGGAGAUGCCCCCGACAACGGGGUUGUUGCCAGGGGAGACAGUUGUCAGGGAGGGCAAGGCAGCCAUAUUGUUUCCCAGUGCCAACGAGGUGUUUUACAACCCUGUGCAGGAGUUCAACAGAGAUCUGACGUGUGCGGUGGUUACAGAGUUUGCCCGGGAGCAGAUGGCCCGGAGGGGGGUGAAGGUGGUAGUGCCAGGGGAGAAGGAGAGGGUGGUGGUCAAUCUAGCUGACGAGAAGAAAGAGGAGACAGAGAUGCAGACAGGGGAGGAAGGAGGAGAGGAGCCAGUCGUAACUGCUUCAGUGGGGGAGCGCUGUAAGAAUGGUCUGCGUGUGUUGGAGGGUCUGGCAGCGUCUGGCCUACGCUCUGUGAGGUUUGCUCUGGAGGUGCCUGGUCUACGUAGCGUCACGGCUAACGACUUCUCAUCCAAGGCUGCUGCCCUCAUCGCCCGCAAUGCCCAGCACAACGGAGUCACACACCUACUGCAGGCCAGCCAGAGAGAUGCCAGCAUGUUAAUCCCUCCCUGUCUCGUUCCUCCAGCAUGUUAAUCCCUCCCUGUCUCGUUCCUCCAGCAUGUUAAUCCCUCCCCGUCUCGUUCCUCCAGCAUGUUAAUCCCUCCCCGUCUCGUUCCUCCAGCAUGUUAAUCCCUCCCCGUCUCGUUCCUCCAGCAUGUUAAUCCCUCCCCGUCUCGUUCCUCCAGCAUGUUAAUCCCUCCCCGUCUCGUUCCUCCAUGUUAAUCCCUCCCCGUCUCGUUCCUCCAGCAUGUUAAUCCCUCCCCGUCUCGUUCCUCCAGCAUGUUAAUCCCUCCCCGUCUCGUUCCUCCAGCAUGUUAAUCCCUCCCCGUCUCGUUCCUCCAGCAUGUUAAUCCCUCCCCGUCUCGUUCCUCCAGCAUGUUAAUCCCUCCCCGUCUCGUUCCUCCAGCAUGUUAAUCCCUCCCCGUCUCGUUCCUCCAUGUUAAUCCCUCCCCGUCUCGUUCUUCCAUCAUGUUAAUCCCUCUCCGUCUCGUUCCUCCAGCAUGUUAAUCCCUCCCUGUCUUGUUCCUCCAGCAUGCUGAUGUAUGAGAUGCGGGGGAAGAAGGACCGCUAUGAUGUCAUAGACCUGGACCCCUACGGAAGCCCCGCCCCCUUCCUGGAUGCCGCCGUCCAGGCUGUCGGUGAAGGAGGUCUGUUGUGUGUGACAUGUACUGACAUGGCUGUGAUGGCUGGUAACAGUGGGGAGACCUGCUACAGCAAAUACGGCUCUGUCUCCAUCAAAGCCAAGUACUGUCAUGAGAUGGCUCUGCGUAUCAUCCUACACAGUCUGGACCAGAGAGCUGGUGUGUACCAGCGGUACAUCCACCCCCUGCUCUGUGUCAGUGUGGACUUCUACAUACGAGUGUUUGUCAGGGUACACACUGGACAGGCCAUGGUCAAAAACUCAGCAAGUAAACAAGCGUUGGUGUAUAACUGUGUUGGCUGUGGCUCGUUCCACUUACAACGACUGGGCAAGAGGACGACUCAGGGAAACCAUAUAAAGUACUCUGCAGCCACUGGACCGCCGGUCGGAGCAGAGUGUGAACACUGUGGACACAGACACCAGCUGGGUGGUCCUAUCUGGGGUGAGGCCCUCCAUGACGUGAGCUUCGUUCAGAAGGUUCUAUCUGCCGUGUCUGGGAACCCGUCCCGCUUUGGAACCGCCCGUCGCAUAGAGGGCAUGCUCAGCAUGGUCACAGAGGAGCUGGAGGAUGUGCCUCUAUACUACACAGUGGACAACCUGAGCAGCACUGUACACUGCAGCACUCCCCCUCUGCUCCAAUUCAGGUCGGCUCUGCUUCAUGCAGGCCACAGGGUGUCCUUGUCUCAUGCCUGUAAGAAUGCUCUAAAGACGGACGCUCCUCCCAGGGUCCUCUGGGACGUCAUGCGAUGCUGGGAAAAGUCCAAUCCAGUGAAGAGAGACAGACUGUCAGAGAGCAGCCCUGCUCACCACAUCCUCAAUACUGAACCCAUUCUACAGGCGUGUUUUGAUGUGAGGGAGGAUGCCAAUCCCCAGUCUCGCCGUCGCCACCUCACCCGCUUCCAGGAGAACCCUGAGCCUUUCUGGGGGCCCAAGGCCCGCGCCAAUGCUGGUGGUGGUAUCUCAUCAGACCUGGAGGACAGGAGGAAACAGGGUCAAAACAAGAGGAAGAACCAGAUCACAGACGCCACCCAGCUUAAGAGCUUCCCCUGCAAGAGGUUCAGGAAGGGUAAAUGCACACACGGUGAAAAAUGCUGUUACUCCCAUGACCUGGAACAGACUGACCAGAUGGAGUGAUGGUGGAGCGAGUCUCCUCUUUUCUUCCCUCCCACUUGGUAUCCUCAUGUCCAGCUCAGCAGAAUCUGUCCACUAAGGUAUACUGGACACAAUCAUGACGAAGCAACCAGGUGAAACUCCAGGCCCCAGACAUAACUAACUUUGAACUCCGGGGUGAAGUUUCCGCCUUGGUACAAAUCUAGGACCAGCUUCCCCUCCCCCAAUCCUCUACAUUACCAUUAGUGGGGAGAAUGCUAAACUGACCCAGUGUCAGCAUCUAUGGGCAACUUCAUUAUGGGAUGUCUAGUUAGCCCUGUAUUGGAAAUACACAUACUGGCUUCAUACUGAAGUGAAGCAUCAAUUCUGUUUUAUUUAUGACUGUUGUGACAGUCUAAUAAAAGUCUUUAUGACAA
Molecule: messenger RNA, 3103 nt
Organism: Oncorhynchus kisutch (coho salmon)
Lineage: Eukaryota; Metazoa; Chordata; Actinopteri; Salmoniformes; Salmonidae
Product: tRNA (guanine(26)-N(2))-dimethyltransferase
Exons: 16
Coding region: 1470-2711 (413 amino acids)
Biological process (GO): tRNA N2-guanine methylation
Cellular component (GO): nucleus
Molecular function (GO): tRNA (guanine) methyltransferase activity; RNA binding; metal ion binding
Source: RefSeq, a predicted model, not a curated record